This is a messenger RNA of Galleria mellonella (greater wax moth), 1127 nucleotides long. RefSeq names its product 39S ribosomal protein L19, mitochondrial (gene mRpL19). The record is from RefSeq and is a predicted model, not a curated record. The transcript is spliced from 6 exons. Bases 147 to 1058 code for a protein of 303 amino acids. Gene Ontology annotation, molecular function: structural constituent of ribosome. Lineage: Eukaryota; Metazoa; Arthropoda; Insecta; Lepidoptera; Pyralidae. Gene Ontology annotation, biological process: translation. Gene Ontology annotation, cellular component: ribosome; mitochondrial large ribosomal subunit.
UGUCAUUAUAAAACCUAGAACAUCUUUUUAUUGUUUUUUAAUUUGUGUUCCAAAUUUACACAUUUUAUUAUUGGCAUGUUGUAUAUCAUUUCUUUAAUUUUUGAGGAAAUUUUCUCAAAUCAUAGUCGGUAUUUUUAAAUUUUACAAUGUCAUUGGCUCUAAGAAAGACGACUGAUAUUGUGGCUGCAACAAAAUGGAUCCUACGAAGAGGCUGUCUAAAUCUAUCUACUUUACCCGAAAAGUCGGAGGUUUUAGAACAAUCGGGAAAUGAGGUUAAAAGGCGGUCUGGGAGAAAACCAGUUAAUCCAAUUUUGAAAUGCAGACAUGUCUAUCCUGAAUUUCUCCCUGAUCCCAAUCCUAAAUGGAGGAACAGUCUUCGUGAAAAACUGGAGAGAAUGGAUAUGUUGAAACGAAGAAAUCAAAUUGAAAUACCUGAAUUUUAUGUUGGGUCAAUUCUUGCCGUAACCAUAUCAGAUCCACAUGCUCAAAGCAAGACCAACAGGUUCGUGGGUAUCUGUAUAGAAAGAAAAGGAAGCGGACUCCGUGCUGAGUUCACUCUUAGAAAUGUUGUAGAUCAUCAGGGUGUAGAGAUCAGGUAUGAUCUUUAUGAUCCAACCAUUCAUCAGAUACAAGUAUUGCGCCUUGAGAAACGACUAGAUGAUAAACUGUUUUAUUUAAGGGAUGCUCUCCCAGAAUACAGUACUUUCCCAUUUGACAUGGAUCCUGAAAUAUUGCCUGAAGGAACCCCUGUACCAAUCAACCCUGUUCAAGUUAAACUGAAACCAAGACCUUGGUUAGAAAGAUGGGAAAGACAAGAGCUGAAAGGUAUUUCUAACAUUGAGGAACACUUGAAAGAGAAAGACAGGGUUAGGAGAGAGCUUAGGAAGAAACCAUGGGAGAAAUAUGACUUAAUGCUCCAGUACAGAAAAACAAUUCCAAUAGAAGAACAGAAUGAUAUUUGGAGUGAAGUGUACAAUCAACUACAUCAGUUGCAAGUCUCACAAAAGAAAAUCUCUAGGAAACGCACCUAUAGUACACCUAAAACUCAGCUUGGCUAAGUGGAAAUAUAUUUAAGUGAUUGCUAUGAAAAAGUGUAGUUAAAUAAAAUAAUUUAUUUAAACAAUGUA